UCCCCUCCCCUCGGCCGCGCUGCUGGAGCCGCCGGGCUCCCCCGCUCCUCUUCACAUGGGGCUCGCCCUGCCGGCGGGACAGCGCUCCUGCUCUCCCGCCGACCGCUGACAGGGAGCCGGCGCGGGAGAAGAGCGCUCGUCGCUGCUGCCACCGGCGGGCAGGGCCCAGGUUAGGAUCUCUGUGAGGCUGCGCUGUGUCCUGACGCGUUAGGACCCAUCUUUGGUAGCUCAGUAGAGCACAGCUCCUGGGAAGCAUGGACACGCCAGCAGAGGAGUGGCACGGCACUGGCACCAGCGGUACAUUUGGCACUGAGCAAGGAAUGAAGAAAAUGAGCAACAUCUAUGAAUCAGCAGCCAAUACCCUGGGAAUUUUUAACAGCCCAUGCCUGACUAAAGUGGAGCUGCGAGUUGCAUGCAAAGGCAUAUCAGACAGGGAUGCCCUCUCAAAACCAGAUCCUUGUGUCAUCCUCAAAAUGCAGUCACAUGGCCAGUGGUUUGAGGUUGACAGGACGGAAGUGAUUCGAACCUGUAUAAAUCCCGUCUUCUCCAAGCUCUUCACGGUGGAUUUCUAUUUUGAAGAGGUGCAGCGAUUGCGGUUUGAGGUCCAUGAUAUUAGCAGCAACCACAAUGGGCUGAAGGAAGCAGAUUUCCUCGGUGGCAUGGAGUGUACUCUUGGACAAAUUGUUUCUCAGAGGAAGCUCUCCAAGUCCUUGCUCAAACAUGGCAACACAGCAGGAAAGUCAUCUAUAACAGUGAUCGCUGAGGAACUGUCUGGCAAUGAUGACUACGUUGAACUUUCAUUCAGUGCACGGAAAUUGGAUGACAAGGAUUUUUUCAGCAAAUCUGAUCCUUUUUUGGAGAUUUUUCGGGUGAAUGAUGACGCAACCCAACAACUUGUUCACAGGACUGAGGUUGUGAUGAAUAACUUAAAUCCAGCAUGGAAGACUUUCAAAGUGUCUGUAAAUUCUCUGUGCAGUGGAGACCAGGAUCGCAGGCUAAAGUGCAUAGUUUGGGACUGGGAUUCCAAUGGAAAGCAUGACUUCAUUGGAGAAUUUAGCUCAACUUUCAAGGAAAUGCGAGGAGCUAUGGAGGGAAGACAGGUGCAAUGGGAAUGCAUUAACCCCAAGUACAAAGCAAAGAAGAAGAGCUACAAGAACUCAGGCAUUGUCAUCCUUAACCAGUGCAAGAUACACAAGAUGCAUUCUUUCUUAGAUUAUAUCAUGGGAGGCUGCCAAAUACAGUUUACAGUAGCUAUAGAUUUCACUGCAUCGAACGGCGAUCCGAGGAACAGCUGCUCGCUGCACUACAUCCACCCCUACCAGCCCAAUGAGUACCUGAAAGCUUUGGUAGCUGUUGGGGAGAUUUGCCAAGACUAUGACAGUGACAAAAUGUUCCCAGCCUUUGGAUUUGGAGCAAGAAUACCCCCAGAAUACAAAGUCUCUCAUGACUUUGCAAUCAAUUUCAAUGAAGACAACCCAGAAUGUGCAGGAAUACAAGGUGUUGUGGAAGCUUAUCAGAGCUGCCUUCCCAAGCUGCAGCUGUAUGGACCGACAAACAUUGCUCCCAUCAUCCAGAAAGUGGCAAAAUCUGCAUCAGAGGAGACCAACACCAAGGAGGCCUCGCAAUAUUUCAUCUUGCUGAUCCUGACGGAUGGCGUCAUCACAGACAUGGCUGACACCAGAGAGGCCAUCGUCCACGCCUCUCACCUCCCCAUGUCAGUCAUCAUCGUUGGGGUGGGCAACGCUGAUUUUAGUGACAUGCAGAUGCUGGAUGGUGAUGAUGGCAUCCUGAGGUCUCCCAAGGGCGAGCCUGUGCUUCGAGACAUUGUCCAGUUUGUGCCAUUUAGGAACUUCAAACAUGCAUCCCCAGCUGCUCUAGCAAAAAGUGUUUUGGCUGAAGUUCCAAACCAAGUUGUGGACUAUUACAAUGGCAAAGGGAUAAAACCAAAAUGUAUGUCAGAAUACGAGUCUUCCAGGACACUAGCUCCAUGAACCUGCCUGCACUCUUUUACAAAAUUAAAAAAGAAAAAUGCUACUGUCUACAACUACUGUAUUUAAAAAAAUGAAACAAAAAAAUAGCACGUUUUGGUGAUUUUUAACUAAAAUAACUUUUUUUUUUCUUUUUGCAUGUGUAGCCUAAAGGCUUAAAUCUGUUAAGCGGUUGUAUUGUUGAAAACUUUUUAUGAGAAAAAAAAUCCAGAAAAAAAAAAAGUGAACUCUUUACAUUACAGCAUGUUGCCUUGAAAUAAAAAGUUAUCUGUAUCUGGUUUUUAUACAGGUUUGUUGAAAUUUUGCUAAAUUUCUUAUAUUUACACUGUAAAGCAUUUUGAAAUAUUUAUUGAGAGUCGAUAGCCAAAAUGUCUUUGGUUUAAUCUGCUAUGAACUGAGAGAUUUUUCAAAAUGGCAGAUGCAUGAACUGUAUUUUGCAUGUUUAAAAUAAAAACAACACAGUUUUGCAGUUGUCUUUA
Molecule: messenger RNA, 2467 nt
Organism: Parus major (Great Tit)
Lineage: Eukaryota; Metazoa; Chordata; Aves; Passeriformes; Paridae
Gene: CPNE4
Product: copine 4
Exons: 17
Coding region: 255-1991 (578 amino acids)
Biological process (GO): cellular response to calcium ion
Cellular component (GO): plasma membrane
Molecular function (GO): calcium-dependent phospholipid binding
Source: RefSeq, a predicted model, not a curated record